UUUUCCACGUUGUUGAAAACAGCCAAACUUCAUUACCAUUUAAUUUACAUCCAGGCACAUCAUUUCUUUUUUCUUUUGGUUUUUUACGUUCUUUGGCCCUUUCAUGUAUUCAAGUUCGUCCCUCCUUCGGUUUUUUCCCCUCAGAAUUGUUUAGAGACUGCAAAGUAUAAUCUUUUUUGUAUCUUAUUAUCCAGCAAUGGAUAAUCUAAGAAGUCCGUUCACAGGGGUCCUUCACGACUUCAAAGGAAGAAAAUCAUGUUACAAGCAGGACUGGGCUGCUGGACGUUGUACGGGCCUCAGGAUAUUGGCACCAACUACUUAUGUAUUCUUCGCUUCUGCUCUUCCCGUCAUUGCCUUCGGAGCUCAACUUAACCGAGAAACAGAUGGAAGCUUGAGCACUGUGGAAACUCUAGCUUCAACUGCCAUAUGUGGCAUCAUACACUCUAUCUUCGGAGGCCAACCUCUGUUGAUUUUAGGAGUUGCUGAGCCAACGGUUAUAAUGUACUCUUAUUUAUACAGCUUUGCAAAUGGAAGGGACGAUCUUGGCAAGGAACUCUUCUUGGCUUGGGCUGGAUGGGUGUGUGUCUGGACCGCUUUCCUUCUCAUUCUUCUUGCAAUAUUUAAUGCUUGUACGAUAAUCAAUAAAUUUACAAGGAUUGCUGGGGAGCUUUUUGGCAUGUUAAUUGCUGUUCUAUUCAUUCAACAGGCCAUCAAGGGGAUUGUGAGUGAAUUUGAAGUACCGGAUGCUGAAAAUCAAAACUCAGAAAAAGAUGGUUUCCAGUGGCUUUAUGUAAACGGGCUGUUGGGUGUUAUAUUUACGUUUGGACUACUCAUCACCGCUUUGAAGAGCAGGGGGGCAAGAUCAUGGCGAUACGGCACAGGGUGGUGUCGAAGCUUGAUUGCGGAUUAUGGUGUUCCAUUGAUGGUCGUAGCAUGGUCAGCAAUGUCAUUUAUUGUUCCUGGCAAAGUUCCUUCUGGAGUUCCCAGGAGACUUGUUAGUCCCCUCCCUUGGGAGUCUGCCUCGUUGGAGCACUGGACAGUAAUGAAGGAUAUGGCAAACGUCCCACAGGUCCACGUAUUUACUGCUUUCUUACCAGCUAUAAUGAUCGCUGGUCUUUACUUUUUUGACCACACUGUUGCUUCACAAUUGGCACAACAGAAGGAGUUUAAUCUCAAGAAGCCAUCUGCUUAUCACUACGACAUUUUCAUUCUCGGCAUUAUGACUCUGAUCUGUGGUUUGAUUGGACUCCCUCCUUCCAAUGGAGUACUCCCACAAUCUCCCAUGCACACAAAGAGCCUCGCUGUUCUCAAAAGACAGAUAAUUAGAAAGAAAAUGGUGAAGGACGCCAAGGAAUGCUUGAAACAAAAAACUAGCAAAUCUAUUAUUUAUGGCAGGAUGCAAGAAAUUUUUGAAGAAAUGGACUCGACUUCAGCUCCUUCUGCAGCUCAAGACUUGAAGGAUUUGAAGGCUGCAGUUUUCAAAGCUGAGGAUGGAGGAAACACAGAUUGUAAAUUUGAUCCUGAAAAGCAUAUAGAGGCUCACCUACCUGUAAGGGUUAAUGAGCAAAGAGUGACCAAUCUAUUACAGUCAAUUCUAGUGGGAGUAUCAUUACUAGCCAUGCCGAUAAUCAAGAAAAUACCAACAUCAGUUCUCUGGGGAUAUUUUGCAUACAUGGCUAUUGACAGUCUACCUGGAAACCAGUUCUGGGAAAGAAUGUUACUGCUUGUCAUUGCUCCUAGCCGGCGGUACAAGGUUUUAGAAGGGGCUCAUGCUUCUUUUGUGGAGUCCGUGCCUUUCAAAAAUAUUGCUGUAUUUACACUCCUACAGCUGGUUUAUCUUCUGAUGUGUUUUGGGGUGACAUGGAUACCGAUUGCUGGAAUAUUAUUCCCCUUGCCCUUCUUUCUGCUCAUAAGCAUAAGACAGCAUAUUCUCCCCAAAUUUUUUCAACCACUUCAUCUUCAUGAGCUGGAUGCAGCUGAGUACGAAGAAAUUCCUGCUGGAACCUAUAAUCACAAUCAUGGCAUUUUAUUCAAGGAGCAAAAUCAUUCAGGGGAUGAAGAUAGUGAAGUAGAAACGGACGAUCAAGAGCUAUUUGAUGAGCUGACCACUAGCAGAGGAGAGUUGAAGCUUAGAUCAAGAAGCUUCAGAGAAGAUAAGCAUGGUCAGGUUCAUCAGGGAGAGGUUGACCCAGAAAAUGGAAUGUACCAUUAAGUCGUUAACCUGAAGUUAACAGAAUGGAAACUGAUGAUUCGAUUGGUGAUCAAAAGAUUUGACAUAGUGAUAUGUGCAAAAAUGGCUAAGCAUCGUCCGUGCCUAGUAGUAAGGGAAGGCAAAGAAAGAAAUCCAAAACAGGAAUGAGGUGCAGAAAAAGAAGUGAAUGUUGAUUAACUUUGUUUUUUUCAAAAUUAUUUGUUCGUUAAACCAACUGAAAUGAUUUAAUAGUA
This is a messenger RNA of Theobroma cacao (cacao), 2445 nucleotides long. RefSeq names its product boron transporter 4-like. Gene Ontology annotation, molecular function: solute:inorganic anion antiporter activity. Gene Ontology annotation, cellular component: plasma membrane. NCBI's taxonomy places the organism in Eukaryota, Viridiplantae, Streptophyta, Magnoliopsida, Malvales, Malvaceae. Gene Ontology annotation, biological process: transmembrane transport; monoatomic anion transport; monoatomic ion homeostasis. The record is from RefSeq and is a predicted model, not a curated record.